This is a messenger RNA of Talaromyces amestolkiae, 1815 nucleotides long. RefSeq lists its product as uncharacterized. NCBI's taxonomy places the organism in Eukaryota, Fungi, Ascomycota, Eurotiomycetes, Eurotiales, Trichocomaceae. Bases 1 to 1815 code for a protein of 604 amino acids. The transcript has a single exon. The record is from RefSeq and is a predicted model, not a curated record.
AUGACUGAGCAUAAGGAAAAGUCAUCGAGUGAAGGCCCGGAAGGCACAAGAGAAGAACUACGAUUCUUACGGCGAUGCCCGGAAGAUAGAGUGAUAAACUACAGUCUUUUAUGGUAUCGUCUAGUGAAUCCGUCUGAGGCCGAGUUGGCAUUUCUCGUCUGCAGCAGGUGCUAUACCGACCAUAUCCAAAACACCAGCCUUGUAGCGGAAUUUGAACCAGUCCUGCAGUCAGAACAGUUUGCAGCCGCCUGCAGCUUUUGGAUCCCCUCCGUACACGAUUGCUUCUGGCCCAAGGCCCUCAGCACUGGCAACACUGUCGUUUUUCGGAAGUAUGUCUCAAGAUGGGUCGAGUCUCCUCCCUGUCCCGGGGUUCAAGGAAGUCGUGAUUUUGGCUCAACGUGGUAUGGAAUGGUAAAUGGUGACGUUGAUGGCUUUAUGAUAUGCGAGGGAUGCUAUGUGGACAAUGUUCUUGGUACUACUUUUCAGAAUAAGUUUACCACAUAUUCCUCUGAGUGGGAGAGUGACACAUGGGCCUGCGAUCUGCGGUUUGCCUUUACUAGUCGAGCGCUGCGUACGUAUACAAAACUGAAUGACUGGAAUAGCUUCGUCUUCGCCGCAGAACAGCGACAUGGUCUUCUAGAAUGUACAGGGGAUGAGGUCUACGCUAAUUCUAAUACUUGGUUUUACCCCCGUCACAGACCAAUCAGUAAUAUGCGGAUUUGUGCAGCCUGCUGCAUGGAUCACUGGGCACUCACGCAGUUCGACGAAGAAUUCCAACAGGAAUAUCGCGGUCCUCCUGUAGGUAGUGCUGAGUAUAUGCUGUUCAUGACCGAACGCUGGAGAUGUCACGUAGGCAUCAAUUUGCCCGUACUCAUGACCAUACAGGAAGCCAAGGCUGAAAACAACUUCAAUAUCUUCACGGAAGCCAUCAAAGUUAUUCUCGAAUCUCCGUCCUGCUCCGAAAAUGGAAUGACUGAAGGUGAAGGAUGGACUCUUUUAGGAGGCUGUGAAGGGUUUACCAUAUGCUAUCCCUGCUACUCGGGCAUUAUAUGGAGUACCGGUCUUUUUAUAGACUUCUUCGAGAGGAUCUCCUGGCCCAAGGAUAACGUCAAAAUAUGCAGCUUCAAUACAUCUGCUCCCCGGUUUGAGCUGGUUCUGAACAAACUUCACGAAAGUCUUGAUCGACAAGACUUUUCCUUCUUUUCUAGCUUUGUGAAGCAAUUCUCUUCGCUUCCAGUGUGUCCUCGUAACACGGUAUAUAUAGGACGACCUUGGUGGGGAUAUCCACAAGCCCGGUGCUGUGCAGAAUGUUGGGUAGACUGGUUAUCGCAUACACCGCUAGCAAUGACGAUGCCCCUUCGCGGAGCAGUCUUCGAGGAAGGCGCAAUUUGCCAAAUGUGGUCACCACGGCUACGCACCCUAUGGCUAUCCGUUUGUGCGGAAGGAGAGCCGGGAUCAGCCAAAUCGGAAGCAGCAGUGACCAAGUUUUGCGAGAUUGCUCGAGGCAGAGAAGAGAUCUUUUGGAAGACAAUACCUGCGAUCAAACGUCUCAGGAGUUUGAAGUACGCCGAGAACUUGAACAUUCAGGUACAGGCAAUGGCUUCUGUGAAUUAUGCUGGUAUGAAAUCACUGUCGGUAGUCAGUGGAAUGACAGACGGCAACCGGUAUGGUAAUGGUUCGAUUGGGUGGUAUGAUACCACGAGUGGUGCGGCGGCCGCGCAAGCGAGGAACAGUAUGAAUCAGAGUAUGCGUGCUGUCUCGAGUCGAGAUGCAGAACUGUAUCGAUUGCAAGCUAGCUGGAGGGAAGUAGAGUAA